GGAGACCAGAUAUAGUGAAUGCAGGGUCCGGGGAGACCAGAUAUCGGGAAUGCAGGGUCCUGGGAGACCGAAUAUAUAGUAAAUGCAGGGUCCGGGGAGACCAGAUAUAGUGAAUGCAGGGUCCUGGGAGACCGAAUUUAGUAAAUGCAGGGUCCUGGGAGACCGAAUAUAGUAAAUGCAGGGUCAUGGGAGACCAGAUAUAGUGAAUUCAGGGUCCAGGGAGAUCAGAUAUAGUGAAUGCAGAGUUCUAGAUUUAGUAACUGAUUAUAAAGUACUGACAAUGCUACUGUCCAAAAGGUGCUCUGUG
This is a messenger RNA of Staurois parvus, 307 nucleotides long. The record is from the annotation of a GenBank genome assembly. Lineage: Eukaryota; Metazoa; Chordata; Amphibia; Anura; Ranidae.